Molecule: messenger RNA, 261 nt
Organism: Chelonoidis abingdonii (Abingdon island giant tortoise)
Lineage: Eukaryota; Metazoa; Chordata; Testudines; Testudinidae
Product: large ribosomal subunit protein mL52-like
Biological process (GO): mitochondrial translation
Cellular component (GO): mitochondrial large ribosomal subunit
Molecular function (GO): structural constituent of ribosome
Source: RefSeq, a predicted model, not a curated record
CAACAGGGACUUGACCCCAGCUUGGAAGGAUAUGAGUGCCUCGGCGAUCUACCUGAUUGGUCGUUUGUAGAUCGGUGCCCCACCCCAUCAGGGAAGGGGCAGAUUCAUUGCAAGCAAGACAAUGAGGCAUUUGUGCGUUGGGUGGCCAUGUUGUCCCAGGACAUGGACCGAUGGCUGCAAAAAUGCGAGGUCCAACAGCACAAGAAACAGGAGGCCACGGAAACCAAAAGGCAGAACCAGCUGCAGCCUUCCAUCAACUGA